GUCAAUGAGGGGAGGGAGCGCUGUCUGCCGCGUAAAGGGCCUGGGGGGAUAGAAGAACCCCGGACAACGGACAGGGGAGUAAGUGCGGCAAGUGGACUACCUGGUGACAAGAGACAUCGCAGCGCCGAAGGGCGAAGCAAAGAGAAGUCGCCGAAGUUGAAUCGAGUUUACCAAGUGGCUUCCCUCUGAGUGGUCUGACCUUCACGGGAGGGAUUGUAAGUGUCCCUUGGGCAGACUGCAAGCGUGCGCCAUGGCGUCACGCAUUGGCCUGCGGAUGCAGCUCAUGCGAGAGCAAGUACAGCAAGAGGAACAACGGGAGCGCAUGCAGCAGCAGGCAAUGAUGCAUUACAUGCAGCAGCAGCAGCAAAUGCCAAUGGUUGCAACUCCUGCUAUCAACACACCAGUAAAUUUUCAGUCCCCACCCUCUGUGCCCGGAGAAGUCUUAAAGGUUCAGUCUUUUCUGGAGAACCCUACAACAUACCACUUGCAAAAGUCAAGGGACAAGAAGGUCCAAGAAUACCUGUCUGAAACCUAUGGGAACAAGUUUGCUCCUCUGCUCAGUGCUCCUUCUCCCAAGCCUCCUCCUUCAGCCUCACCUGGUGUCCGGCCAAGCCAUGUUAUGUCCUCUUCUGCAGGCAACAGCACCCCAAACAGUCCAAUGGCUAUGCUCAACAUUGGCUCUAAUCCAGAGAGAGAGAUAGAUGACGUCAUCGAAGACAUCAUGCAGCUGACGACUACUGUGGGAUGUAUUAAUCCAGAAAUUCAUGGGCCCAGUACUCUGCCACUAUCCAGCAGCCAUAUGAAUGUGUACAGCAGUGACCCUCAGAUGACACCCUCUUUGGUUGGUGUCACCAGCAGCUCCUGUCCUGCUGAUCUUACCCAGAAGAGAGAGCUCACAGAUGCUGAGAGUCGUGCUCUGGCAAAGGAACGUCAGAAAAAGGACAAUCAUAAUCUGAUUGAAAGAAGACGAAGGUUCAACAUCAACGACCGUAUUAAAGAAUUAGGAAUGCUGAUCCCUAAAGCUGGAGACUUGGAUGUACGCUGGAACAAAGGGACAAUUCUGAAGGCCUCUGUGGAUUACAUCAGGAGGAUGCAGAAAGAUCUGCAGAAGUCACGUGAUCUGGAGAAUCAUUCUAGGCGCCUGGAAAUGGCAAACAAGCAGCUCUGGCUCCGCAUACAAGAGCUAGAGAUGCAGGCUCGGGUCCACGGGCUGCCAGCCACUUCACCCUCUGGCGUGAAUGUGGCUGAAUUGGCUCAUCCGGUUGUAAAACAAGAGGUCUCUGGAGAGGAGGGUACACCAACAGAGAUCCAACAGCAGCCACCACUACAUCCCGAUCAGGAAACCCGGCAUCAACCUUCCUAUGCUCCUCCACAGUCCCCAUACCAUCAGCUGGACUUUAGUCACAGCCUGACCUUUGAUGACAACUCCAGAGGAUUCCAUGACCCUCUGGACCCCAGCCAAAAUGUUUCCUUCCCUUCCUUGUCCAAGAAGGAGCUGGACUUGAUGUUAAUGGAAGAUACCAUGCUGCCUGUGGCAUCCGACCCCUUGUUCUCAGCUGUGUCUCCUGAGGCUUCAAAGGCUAGCAGUCGCAGAAGCAGCUUCAGUAUGGAGGACACAGACAUGCUGUGAUUGGAAUUGUCUAAAGGGGAAAAGACUAGGAGUCAAAUAUUGUUGUGAAGAUUUCUUUCUCUGCCUUAUCCCUGCAGACCUCCUCAAGGGUUGCAGGGCUAAACAGAAAUGCAUCCUGAACAGGAGGCUAUUUGUGCUGGGGAUGGGUGUCAGCACAAGGAUUAAUCUUGGAACAUUAACCCUCCAAGUUUCCCUGCUGCCGCAGCUUGCCAAAAACAGAGUGCUCCUGCCUCAUUUGCCAUGGCCACAGGAAAAUCAUGCUCUUGCAAUCCCCUCUCAGGCUCUGUGAUUCCUGCAGGUGUUUCUUGGGUGCCUUCAUGCCAUGUGUUCUGCAAAAUCUCCUUGACAACAUCUUGGUGUAGAUGAUGACUAAGCAACAGUUUGUCCUGUCUGAAAAGCAGCUUUGACUGAGGCUUGAUGUUAAUAUAUUCUUGCAGACCAAUGUGUUCCGAAAGGGUCUCUGUGCCCCUUGCUCUUCCCUUCUCCGCCUCCUCAGCUUCUGUCACCAGGAAGAUGAGAGCAAUGGCUUGCUUGUGAUAUGCUCUUACGUUGGGGUUCCUUUCCUCAAAAUAGGGCAGAGAUAUCCAGUACACUCUGCAGGAGGGAGGGUGUGGUGCUAUUGGCUAAAAGUGUGUGAUAGGUGGCUUUGUAUGAAUCCCGUGGUGCGACGGAGCUAUAGUAUUUGAACUCUCACAGAAUCUUCCCAAAGUUAGAUGCUCACAUUGGAUGUAGCAAUCUUAUUUAACUUAUUUUCAGGCUUUAAAAAUGCACACUCCAUUAAAGCACAUUUCAGAUUGCUGGUCAGAGCUCAGGCUUUUGGAAUCUCAUUUUGGAUUGCAUCUUUUGCUUAGUCUUUUUUGCCUACAAUCCAAAGUAGCCACAUGUGUAUGUGAGGGAGAAGUGGGUGUACACUUGAAGGCAUUUUGAAAGUUUUUUUAUCCUGCAGCAAUUGAUCUAGCAGAACAGUCAAGCUGUUUUUAAAAAAUUUAAAAUCAAGGUGGGCACUAUAAAAACUUUUGAAGUACCUCUGUCUUUGUGUAUACUUCUCCUUCAGCUAGGAUUGUAGUUUUUGUCCACAUUGAGUGUCCAUAUAAAGUACUGAGGCCACUGGCCAUCUUUGUAACUUGGAAUCCUCUUCCUGCCAGCCCAUUGUAUUGUUGCCUUUGAACUAAGUGUUAAGAGUUGUGCUGCAUAUUUUUAGAGGCUUACAAAACCCAUUUUUUCCCAAACCAAUCUUGUUCCUGAGAGAAACAUCUUGACUCCUCAUAUAUUUUAUUCUCUUUCUUUCACCGAGUAGCUCAGGUCAGCAUAUGUUCUUCUCCCUUCCCCAUUUUACCUUCUCAACUACACUGUGAUGUAGCUUAGGUUGAGAGACUGUGACUUGACCUAUGUAAACGAAGGAGCUAUAAAGUGAGUAGUAGUUGGGGGAUUUUUAGCUGGGUCUCCAGAUUCCUGCUUUGCACCACUUUAUUUAAACUUGUUCAGUAAACCAGUGUAAACUUAGCAGUGACCUGUUAUGAAUUAACUCUAAGGGGAGAUUCAUUCAUACGCUUGUGCUAAACGUCUGUGUUUGGGGGGCUGCUGUUUCUUUAUACGUGCUGUUUCUUUACACUUUUUUCUAAGUAAGUAAAACACCAAGGAAAAGCAGCUACUUUCUGAUACUUUUAGUGGCUACCAUAAAUGGGUGAUUUGCACAUGUACUUAUUAGAGAUGGGCACGAACUGAAAUAUGAACCAAAGUUCGUGACGAACAAGGCUGGUUCGUGGUUCGCGAGCUGGUGGUUCAUCAGAGCCCAUUUCUGAUGAACCACCAUGGACUUUAAGCCGGUUCAUUUGGUUCAUUUUUUUGGUUUGUCACUGCAGACAGCCUGGCACCGAUCAGUUUCCUAGGCAACGGGGGAUGGACUUCCUGCAGACCUUCUGCUGACCCAGAAGUGGCCUUCUGCUGACCUGGACGUGAUGAUUUGCUGACCUUGAUGUGACAUUUUCACAAACCAAACGAACCGGGGACAGGUUCGUGAAAGUUCAUGGUUUGUGGUUCAUGAAAUGCGAUGAACCACGAACUUCACGGUUCAUUUUUUUUCUGGUUCAUGCCCAUCUCUAGUACUUAUAUUUGGUGAUGGGAAAUACCAAGUGCAUACAAUUCUUCUGCCUCUGUAUUUCCUGUUUGGAACUCUUGCAUAAUUCAAAUGAAGAUCGAGCAAAUGCAGCAAAUAACCCCCCCCCUUUCAUUUUAUUCACCACUGGUUGAACGGAAUAACUUCUAUCAGUUCAGAAACUGUGUAGGCUGGCUUAUUUUCAUAGCUUUAUAUGAGUGUUCUGGUACUUGGAGUCUCUUAAAUAAUCACUAAAUGGCAGAUGUGCAGGCUGGAGCGUAGUUUGCAAAAAGAAUCAAAUAAUCUUGGAUGGCUUGACAGUGACUGAAUUUUAUGCCUGCUACCAGCCCCUCACUUUCUCAGGGCAUUUUGAUCAGGACUCCAAAUAUUUCCAGUCAAUCUUAUGAAUGUUGUACCAAGAAACUCCGGUGAACCUGUCUUCUUUCCAGUUCUUCAGACUGGUAGCCUAGGAAAUUCUGAAGAUGCCAAGAUGCCACCUACCAAUCUAGCACCUUGUGUAUUUUGCACCUCAUACAUGCUGUCAGUUUAGAGGGGCUUGGCUUGAUUUUUUUUUACAAGACCAAUAGCCUCGGUGCCUGAAUAUAAAGCAAUCAAAGGGCGGUUCUUGGAGAAAGUGUUUCUAUUUAAUUUUCAGUGACAUUGAGGUAGACCAUAGUCUAUCUUCUGUUUUUGCAUUUUGUGUCCUUAAGCCUGGAAAAUUUUGCAUAGCCCUUGGUUCAUACUAAGAAGUCCUCCAGACUGAUUCCUAUUGGACUGUCCUCAAUCUAAAAUUUCAAGUUAAUGACUCUUUGAUAUGAUAUGUCUUUAAGUUGCAAAAAUAAGUGGCUAGAUUGGGGUGCAGGGUAGUGUUUGUUUGUUUGGGAAAGUGCCAUGUGGUAUUUUAAAUGUGUUAGUCUAUUUUUAGUUUUUUUGAUAACUUACAUGUACAUCUUAAGGCCUUAUUAAUGCUACCUACAAUCCAUCUCUGAAUUUGGAUCUGUAGAAAAAAGGAGAGAAAUUUAUCCAUUGAUCCUAACUUUGCUCAAGAUGCUUAUCCAAGGAUAUAAUAAUUACAAGAAUAAUUAAAUGCUAUCAAUUCGCAACUGACUUAUGGCAAUCCCUCAAGGGGUUUUCAAGGCAAGAGAUGAGCAGAGGUGGUUUGGCACUGCCUCCCUCUGCAUAGUAACCCUGGCCUUCCUUGGUGGUUUCCCAUCCAAAUCUAUGAAGGAGCUGAUUUUAAUAUCUCGGCAGGGAGCUCCUCCAUCUCUGAUACAGUUCUUGUUUGUAGAGUUUUUGAUUCCAGAACCAGGAGUCAUUUUAUCAAAGAGCCAUGAAAUAGCUUAUUCCUCUGAGACUAACUGGUGCCUUCGGUCUCCUCUGAGAGUAUGACUGAUAGGUUCAUUGGUUCUUUGUCACGGUCAAUCCCAGCUUUGUUUAUAUGCAUCGCAUGAGAUUCUGGCAAGUCUUUUUUUUUUCAAUUGCAGUGGUGUAGUGUCCCACCUGUGUAUAGAAACAGGGAAAGGAUAGUCUUAUUGAAGGGGGGAUAGGAGAGGAGGAAGAAGUGGCUUCUAAGGAUCUUUUUAAAAACUCAGCAAAAAGUUCACAAAAUAGUAUUUACAUUUUUUUUGUUUAAAGUAUAGCAGCAUGAGCAUUCCAGUGUUGUGACUGUAUAGCAGGGCAAUGUACAGCAUCCAAAGAAUUAACAAAAAUAAUCACCUUAAAAAUAUGUCGUUGGUUUCUACAUGAGUGGAAAGAGUGCUGUGUCACUUGCUGCUAAUCAGCUCCUAAGACAUUCUUCAUAGCAGUCACACAAAUAGUGGAUGCACUAUACAGAGGUUUUUGUCCCAGGUUGUUAGGGAAUGUCAUCAAUGGUAGAAUUCAGGUGAGAGAUCAUGACGUUCUAAAAUGGGUGUGUCCCAAGAUUUUGGUAAAGCCAUAUCAAAUCUGCAUCAAGUUCACCCACAGGGCCUGUUAUAGUAUUUUCAGUGCCACUGCACUUUUGGAUUAGUGAGAUACCUAUAUUCUGAAUGUAUUUCAACCAUUUUGUGCCAAGACACCAUCUCAUCCACUAUCACCAUUUUGUUGCCUAACACUACAUUUGAUUUCCAUGUUCAAUUUUGCAUAAUUUAAAAUCAGAAGAGUUAAUGCUAUGAAACUAAUGAUGCUGUAUCAUCUUAUAUGAAAUCUGCAUUCACGUGAACAUUUAAACAUUUACUUCAUUUAUGCCACACCUUUCUCUUCAGUGGGGACCCGAAGUGUCUCCUCUCUUCCUUUUUAAUCCUUACAACAGCCCUGUCAAGUAGAUUAGGCUGAGAGUGUCAUUGGGGAAAGGGCUCCCAGAAAGCUUACAUUGCAGAGAAGAAAUUCAAACCUGGGCCCCCCAGAUCCUAGUCCAACAUUCUAACUGUUACACCACACUGGUUCAUCUGGAGCUUUAAAUAACCAAGAAAGCAAUAAGGGCUGGAACGAGGCAUGUUUUCUUUGGCCCACAACAAUCAUAAAUAUCACACUGAGUGGGCUGUGAUUAUUCUAGUAUCUUGCAUGCUUGAUGGAUGGUGCCUGUAAUGUUACUGCAACCACAAAUCCUCUUCAUGCUGUUUUCAAAAAUGUAAAUGCUUUGCUAGACCCCUCCUCCCUUAGUUAUUACUUUUCCUUUGGAAGCUGUGUUUACCCAUCCCAUAGCAAUGGAGAGAAUACAUGUAGCCCUGCUAUGUUAACACACAGUGUAACUCUCCACGGCAAGGCUGUCUCUGUCCCCUUUCAGUAGGUGGGGAUAGAGUAUCGCCCUAGGGGCCCUGGACUGGAACUUGCACUGCUUCUACACUUAACAAAAGCAAAUGUCAUUUUACUCAUCCAGGAAAGCACACAUAGGGUAGAUAAGCAGUUACCACACAAAAUACUGUCUGAUUGAUUUAAUACCAUAGUGCCUGUUGCGAAACUGGAAUAUUAUAAGGGGGAGAAACAUUCCCUCUGGACUUACUCAGGAAGACUUUAUGAGAGGGAAUCAGACUGUGUUAACUCAGUGACAGCCCAGUCUUUCAAAGUCUGAACCUCUACAUGCCAGAGUUCUUUGCCAACAGAUUUAUAUAUUUUUUAAUAUUACUGAUAAAGCGUUAUCUUGUCUAGGUUUACAUCAACUGACUAGUGGGCUUCUUCCAAAUAAGAUGUGUAGGCCCUUUUACCUUCUGUUUUUGAGACACUGUGUAUAUACCCUUAAGCUAGAGAGGAUUGUUAACUGUUGCCAAGAGCCUGUGGCUAUUCAGGUUUCAUUAUCUGCAGCAAAAUGCUUAGCACAUGGUUAGUGCUGCUCGGGUGUUGUGCAUCUGUGGGGCCUCAUGCACUUGGCCCCCAUGAUGAUGUCAAAAUCCAGAUGAUUUAAGAGACCCUGGUGGACAGGAAGGAAGGUGUUAGAAAGGUGAAGAGAGCUGAUGCUUUUUAAUGACUUUAUAAACAGCUCCUAAGGGGAGAAGGCAUAUUUAGAGAGAACUUCUGUUGGUAAGUGGAAUACACUGAAAGAAGGAUCAGUUCUACUUAGUAGUUAUGGGGGUAGGAAGGAAUUGUUUAUUGCAAGGCUUUUUCUCAAUCCACUGCAAGUAUUCUGUAUUUGAACUACAUGUUCAUGAAGUGCGUCUGUGGGUAGCACAUAUAUUAUAGUGGGUGCUUAACUGAUUAAAAGAGAUGGUACAGCAACAAGAUGUGAAUAUAAUAUUUGCUGAAAAGAACCACUUAGGUUGCUGCCUCUAUUCUCAGGAUUUAAAACUGUGGCACACUUAUAUUCCCUGCUUCUCUGAACAUAAAAUGGUAGAAUCUGCAAACAAAACAAAACCUGGGAUUUGGAGUAUUAAUGUCCAAUCUGCAUGUUGCCAUGUCCACUUUAACUCUAUAUACUUCAGAGCCAGUAGACUUUGAAAAGCAUAUACAUUUGGAAUUACUAGAAAAUAAAAGCCAUUUAUUCUUUUCUAAAGGCAUGUAGUUUGAUGCCUCAGUUACCACUGUUGAGCAAUUUAAAGGAACCUGAUUUUCAGAAAGCCCUGCACUUAAAGCUCUUGUCUUCUCAACAGUGAGACUCUGUUGAGAUGUCUCAUGCAGAAUACUAUAAAUUAGUGGCCAUACUUUUGGAAAUUUUAAGAUUUUAUGUUCGCUUAUCCUUAUCUCCCCACCCCAUGCUAUCUUAUGCUAUAGCACAGCAUGCUUUGUUGACUAUAUGAUGAUGUUGUGUACAUUGUAUACGCAACAAGAUUUAAAUCUUGAUUGAUGCAGUGUAUAUUAUAUCUAGUUCCCAACUGGAAUAGGCAGAAGGUACCAUUUUACUGAAGUCUCUUCCAGUGUGAGAAGUGAGGGGCUGACUCUGUUGUGAGAAGUAGUACAAAUUUUUAAAAGAAUGUUUUUUAAAAAAAUAAAUAAAAAUGCACCAUGCUCUGAUUCUGAAAUGUUACUACUGUUUUAUAAAUAAAUGUAUAAAAUAAUGGACUGG
This is a messenger RNA of Eublepharis macularius, 8199 nucleotides long. It is a transcript of the gene TFEB, whose product is annotated as transcription factor EB. The transcript has 9 exons. Gene Ontology annotation, biological process: regulation of transcription by RNA polymerase II; positive regulation of DNA-templated transcription; humoral immune response. Gene Ontology annotation, cellular component: nucleus. Lineage: Eukaryota; Metazoa; Chordata; Lepidosauria; Squamata; Eublepharidae. The record is from RefSeq and is a predicted model, not a curated record. Bases 251 to 1630 code for a protein of 459 amino acids. Gene Ontology annotation, molecular function: protein dimerization activity; DNA-binding transcription factor activity, RNA polymerase II-specific; RNA polymerase II cis-regulatory region sequence-specific DNA binding.